GAGAGUUUAGUGAGAGGGAAAGUAAAAGAAGAGAGAGAAAGACAGAAUGAACGAUUCCAAACCUCAUUCGGCUCCGUCUCUAACUCUUCUACUACUUCUCAUCAGGUUUUUUUCUUUCCUAGAAACAACAACUGAAAUCCGUUUUAAUAACCGACGGUUUCUUUCCCACCCUCUAAAUCACAUUAAUCCGUUUCGACAAUAUCUUAAAUCAAAUAAAUUCCCGGAUCAAAUCAAAUAUCAAAAUUUUCUGAUUUUCUGUUUGGAAAUUAAAAAUAUUGUCAAAUUUUUAAGGAUUUGCUAAGAUCUGAUGCGUUGAAUAUGCAGUAUUGAGUAGAUAAAAAUAUCUGUCUCAGCGCUAUCUGGUUGUUAUAUUGCUUGUGGAAGUUCUGAUUUCAGUGUUCGGGUAUUUUAGGGGAAAUGUUUGGGGGAGAUAAUAACCACCACGUUUUUCCUGGUUUUAUGGAGGAAAAUCAGUUUCAAUAUGAUGCCAAUGCAUCAACGCAGCUGCAGUUAUUUGGAAAUUUUCCAACAGGCUGUAGUGUCGAUCCAGUGAACUAUGUCACAACUGAACACAUCUCCGCCCUAAAUCGGCCAACUAAGCGAAGCAGGGAAACAGUUGACAUCAUGAGGCAGCAAAAGCUUCAGAUUUCCUUGAAUAAUAAUUUCUACCAAGAGGAUGCCGACAAAUCAGCAAGCAUUCCUAACCUUAAUCCCAAUCCAGUAUCAACUGGGCUUAGGCUGUCAUAUGACGAUGAUGAGCGCAAUAGUUCCGUGACUUCCGCAAGUGGGAAUAUUGUAUCAGGUCUUCCGAUCAUCAUGUCUUUAGGUGAUAAUCUCAGAACUGAAAUGGAUCGGCAGAAAGAGGAAUUUGACCAUUACAUCAGAGUUCAGGAAGAACAAAUAGCCAAAGGAGUGAUGGAAAUGAAGCAGAGACACAUGGCUUCUUUUCUUGGUACCAUUGAGAAAGGAGUGACCAAGAGACUACGCGAAAAGGAAAUUGAGAUUGAGAGCGUUAAUCGCAAGAACAAGGAACUUGUUCAGAGAAUAAAGCAGGUAGCAACGGAAGCUCAGUCGUGGCAUUACAGAGCAAAGUACAAUGAAUCGGUGAUCAAUAACCUAAAGACCAGCCUCAAGCAAGCAAUUGCACAAGGCGCUGACCAAGGAAGAGAAGGCUGUGGGGACAGCGAGGUUGACGACGCAGCCUCUUCUUACAUAGACCAGAAAAACCAUCUUCAUCUGAGUAGUAUACCAAGCGGAUCCGGGAAGCCCGUGAAUGGGAACCAGCAGCAUCAAAGGUUGAAAGAGCAGAUGACUUGUAGAGCCUGCAAAGGCAAAGAAGUCGCAGUGCUGUUUUUACCUUGUCGACACUUUUGCCUGUGCAAGGAUUGCGAAGUGUUUAUUGAUCUUUGUCCUAUUUGUCAGGUCAUGAAGACUGCUACACUUCAGGUUUACAUGUGAAUGUAUGUUGAUCAACUAAAUAUAUAGAAACCCAAAACCUAUCUAUACUUUUUUCUUUUCA
Papaver somniferum (opium poppy) is the source of this 1519-nucleotide messenger RNA. RefSeq names its product probable BOI-related E3 ubiquitin-protein ligase 2. Gene Ontology annotation, molecular function: ubiquitin-protein transferase activity. Bases 418 to 1458 code for a protein of 346 amino acids. NCBI's taxonomy places the organism in Eukaryota, Viridiplantae, Streptophyta, Magnoliopsida, Ranunculales, Papaveraceae. The transcript is spliced from 5 exons. The record is from RefSeq and is a predicted model, not a curated record.